CGGCACUGCCGAUUUGAUGCCAUCCCUUCAGUUUGUUUCUUCCUCCGCUUCCCCCUCUACGCGCAUUCACUGCUUGUUUAGCGCUGUUCGUUAAACAUCAUACCUUGGUACUCUCCCUCACGCAAAAGUAGAUUUUAUUCGCCGUCACACCUACAUGAAGUACUCUCAGUUUCUACUUGCCACCGCUCUUGCCUUGAGCGCGGCUUCCGCUUUACCUGUCGAUGGUGAUCUGGUUGCUCCCGCCGCCAUCAACGCCGCCGCCCUCACCAAGGCGGUUGUGGAAAGGAACGAUAAGGCCACCGAUGACUCCUCCAGUGUCGAUAGUCUGAAGGGCAUCGUUUCUGGCUCUGUCCACAAGGGCAAGGACCAGGACCUUACAAGCACAUCGGAAGAGGAAACCAGCGCGUACAACUCCUUUUUCAUGUCCAUCUCCAUGAUUUUGGUCUCUGAGGUUGGUGACAAGACCUUCUUGAUUGCCGCGCUUAUGGCAAUGAGGUCGUCGCGUCUUGUGGUUUUCACUGCCGCCUUCAGUUCCUUAGCGGUCAUGACGGUUCUCUCAGGUAUUGUGGGCCACGCGUUGCCUGCGUUGAUCCCACAGCGCGCCACCCAGUUCUUGGCAUCGGCUCUCUUUGUGAUUUUCGGCUUCAAGUUGGUCAAGGAGGGUUUAGCCAUGUCUAAGGAGUUGGGGGUUGCUGAGGAAAUGGCCGAGGUGGAAGAGGAGAUUGCCUCCUCCUCUAUUAACUCCCGCAUGGACUCCGUCGAGAGCGGUGACCUGAAGGCUAAGAGCACCUCCAAAUCGUGGUUGGAAGCAGCCACCGAAGAGUUUUCCAACUUGGCUGGCUUUGUGUUCUCUCCGAUCUGGGUGCAGGUGUUUAUCAUGACCUUUUUGGGUGAAUGGGGUGACAGAUCGCAAAUCGCCACUAUCGCCAUGGCUGCCGGUAGUGACUACUGGUACGUCAUCUUGGGUGCCAUCAUCGGCCAUGGGAUCUGUACCGGUGGUGCCGUCAUCGGGGGUAAGUUAUUGGCCUCCAGGAUCUCCAUGAGAACCGUCACCUUGGGCGGUGCAGUGGCCUUCUUUGUGUUUGCCGUUUUGUACUUUUAUGAAGCCAUGAACGCCCCCGCCGCCUAAUAUUGCGACUACACAAAUCCCUAGUGGCCAGUAAUAUCACAACUAAUAUAUGUAUAAUAGAUACGUGCUCAUAGUAUUU
This is a messenger RNA of Babjeviella inositovora NRRL Y-12698, 1208 nucleotides long. RefSeq names its product putative ribosome biosynthesis protein (gene GDT1). The transcript has a single exon. Lineage: Eukaryota; Fungi; Ascomycota; Pichiomycetes; Serinales. Gene Ontology annotation, molecular function: manganese ion transmembrane transporter activity; calcium ion transmembrane transporter activity. Gene Ontology annotation, biological process: Golgi calcium ion homeostasis; Golgi calcium ion transport; calcium ion transmembrane transport. The record is from RefSeq and is a predicted model, not a curated record. Bases 155 to 1129 code for a protein of 324 amino acids. Gene Ontology annotation, cellular component: fungal-type vacuole membrane; Golgi apparatus.